Amoebophrya sp. A120 is the source of this 246-nucleotide messenger RNA. NCBI's taxonomy places the organism in Eukaryota, Dinophyceae, Syndiniales, Amoebophryaceae. The record is from the annotation of a GenBank genome assembly.
AGAAGUUCUCCGCUGCCAUCCCCAGGUCGAUAUUGAUGUAGACGUAGUCACAAAGAAAAUGCGCCUAGUUUCCUCUUCACGUCCUACGCGCCUUCGGGCUGCGGGUUCGGAUCUCCUUCCCAUUUUUGAAAAUAGUGCUACCACAUCUUUCGAAGAGUCCGCGCUCCAGCAGCUUUCCGGUUCUUCUGCUUCCUCCUCCUCGUCUUCUAUUCACACAUCCGUUGCGUCCUCCAAGUCCAAGCGCCG